UUCCCUCCCCCUUUCGCCGUCCCGUCCCUCGCCGCUUCCUUCCUCCUGUCUGUGCCAUGGAUGGUGUUGUUACAGAUCUUAUAGCAGUCGGUUUAAAGCGUGGAUCUGAUGAGCUUCUUCCUUCUGGUAUCACUUACGGGCCUUUUACCAUGAGCAGUUCUACUCCUGCUACAGCUAACGGGAAUGACAGCAAGAAAUUUAAAGGAGACAGAUCUCCAUGUUCCCCUUCUCGAGUCCUUCAUCUUCGUAAAAUUCCAAAUGAUGUCACUGAAGCAGAAGUCAUUUCUCUAGGUCUACCUUUUGGCAAAGUAACCAAUCUCUUGAUGUUGAAGGGAAAAAGCCAGGCUUUCCUAGAAAUGGCUUCAGAAGAAGCUGCUGUUACCAUGGUGAACUACUACACUCCUGUUACUCCUCACCUCCGCAGCCAGCCUGUUUUUAUCCAGUAUUCCAAUCACAGAGAACUUAAGACAGACAAUCUGCCCAAUCAGGCUAGAGCUCAAGCUGCAUUACAAGCAGUUAAUGCCGUGCAGUCUGGAGGCUUGGCACUGGCAGGUAUUCCAACUACUGAGGGCGGAUUGCCCCCUGGUCAGAGUUCAGUUCUUCGAAUUAUAGUUGAAAAUCUCUUCUACCCUGUAACUCUAGAAGUGCUACAUCAGAUCUUCUCCAAGUUCGGGACUGUUUUAAAGAUUAUCACUUUCACAAAGAACAAUCAAUUUCAGGCCUUGCUUCAAUACUCUGAUCCAGUGAAUGCACAUUAUGCCAAAAUGGCUCUUGAUGGUCAGAAUAUCUACAAUGCUUGCUGCACUCUUCGUAUUGAUUUCUCUAAGCUCACAAGCCUUAAUGUAAAGUACAACAAUGACAAAAGCAGAGAUUUUACCCGUCUAGACCUUCCUUCAGGUGAUGGGCAGCCUUCCAUUGAUCCCACUAUGGCUGCUGCUUUUGGCACUCCAGGCAUCAUCUCCUCCCCAUAUGCAGGGGCUGCUGGCUUUGCUCCUGCCAUUGGCUUUACCCAAGUCUCAGGUCUAUCGGUCCCAACUGUUCCCAGUGCGCUUGGUCCUCUUGCAAUCACCACCUCUGCCAUGACUGGGCGGAUGGCCAUCCCAGGAAUUACUGGAAUGCCUGGAAAUUCUGUCUUGCUUGUUAGCAAUCUGAAUCCUGAUGCAAUCACACCAGAUGGACUCUUUAUCUUAUUUGGUGUUUAUGGUGAUGUCCAUCGUGUGAAAAUCAUGUUUAAUAAGAAGGAAAAUGCCUUGGUUCAGAUGGCAGAUGCAACCCAAUCCCAGCUAGCCAUGAAUCAUUUAAAUGGACAAAAACUUUAUGGAAAGGUGCUCCGUGUUACACUCUCAAAGCAUCAGGCAGUACAGCUCCCUCGUGAAGGGCAAGAGGACCAGGGCCUGACCAAGGACUAUAGUAAUAGCCCUUUGCAUCGCUUUAAGAAACCUGGCUCAAAGAACUUCCAAAAUAUCUUCCCACCAUCUGCCACUCUGCACCUCUCCAACAUUCCACCUUCUAUAACGGUUGAGGACCUGAAGAGUCUUUUUGGUAAUACUGGAUGUAAUGUGAAAAACUUCAAAUUCUUUCCAAAAGACCGCAAAAUGGCUCUCAUCCAGUUGGGUUCAGUGGAGGAAGCAAUCCAGGCUCUUAUUGAGCUUCACAAUCACGAUCUCGGAGAAAAUCAUCACCUCAGAGUUUCCUUCUCCAAAUCUACAAUCUGAUACUUGUUGGACACUGUCUUUUUAAGGACUCUACCCACAGUUAACAGUAAAAUCUUCAGACAGAGACUGGUGUAGCCAAGACAAACGCUGC
This is a messenger RNA of Euleptes europaea (tarantolino), 1806 nucleotides long. It is a transcript of the gene PTBP3, whose product is annotated as polypyrimidine tract binding protein 3. The record is from RefSeq and is a predicted model, not a curated record. Bases 57 to 1715 code for a protein of 552 amino acids. Gene Ontology annotation, molecular function: mRNA binding. Gene Ontology annotation, biological process: regulation of RNA splicing; mRNA processing. The transcript is spliced from 15 exons. Gene Ontology annotation, cellular component: nucleus. Lineage: Eukaryota; Metazoa; Chordata; Lepidosauria; Squamata; Sphaerodactylidae.